GAAACUCUUCAGUUCAGAGAAACUGAAACUGAAGUGCAGUUGAGCUGUUGUGUGUUUGUGUCUCUGUGUUCAUGUGGUAAAAUGGCAGAAGUCGGAAUUUCUCAGGAUGAGUUCAAGUGUCCAGUGUGUCUGGACCUCCUGAAGGAUCCAGUGACCAUUCCCUGUGGACACAGUUACUGUAAGAGCUGUAUUACAGGCCGCUGGGAUCAGGAGGAUCAGAUGAGAGUCUACAGCUGCCCUCAGUGCAGACAGACCGUCAGUCCAAGACCUGCUUUAGCUGAAAACACCAUGCUGGCUGAAGUGGUGGAGAAACUGAAGAAGAGAAAACUUCCUGCUGACUGUUAUGCUGGAGAUGGAGAUGUGCAGUGUGACGUCUGUACUGGAAUAAAAUACAAAGCCGUCAAGUCCUGUCUGGAGUGUCUGAACUCUUACUGUCUGAAUCACCUUGAAGAACAUGAGAGUUUCUUUAAAAGAAAGAGACACAAUCUGACUGAAGCCACUGGACGACUGCAGGAGAUGAUCUGCCAAACACAUGAUAAACUCCUUGAGGUUUUCUGCCGCACUGACCAGAAGUGUAUAUGCCUGCUUUGUCCGAUGGAUGAACAUAAAAACCAUGACACUGUAUCAGCUGCAGCACAGAGGACAGAGAAUCAGAACCAGCUGAAGGAGACACAGAAGUCGUUCCAGCAGAGGAUCCAGCAGAGAGAGAAAGAUCUUCAACAGCUGAGAGAGGCUGUGGAGUCUUAUAAGAGCUCUGCACAGACAGCAGUGGAGGACAGUGAGAGGAUCUUCACUGAGCUCAUCCGCUCCAUUGAGAGAAGCCGCUCUGAGGCCACACAGCGGAUCAGAGAUCAGGAAAAGACUGCAGUGAGUCGAGCUGAAGGACGACUGGAGCGACUGGAGCAGGAGAUCAAUGAUCUGAGGAGGAGAGAUGCUGAGCUGGAGCAGCUUUCACACACACAGGAUCACAUCCAUUUCCUGCAGAGUUUCCAGUCUCUCUCAGCUCCUCCUGAAUCUACAGACGUAAAUCACAAUCCCUUCAGUUGUCUCUCCUCUUUUGAUGUCUUGAGAGAAUCUGUCCUUCAGCUGAGAGACAAACUGGAGGAUUUCUGCAAAGAGGAGCUCAAGAAGAUCUCUGACAGAGUCACUUUCACCAACAUUGUUCCCAGGACCAGGAACGACUUCCUACAAUACUCUCAUCAUCUCUCUCUGGAUCUGAACACAGCACAUAAAUACCUGUCUGAAAAGAACAGCUUUAUUAGAUUAGCUGGCGCAGUCCAGCCAUAUCCUGAUCAUCCAGACAGAUUUGAUUAUUAUCAUCAGGUGUUGUGUAACGAGAGUGUGUGUGGACGCUGCUACUGGGAGAUUGAGUGGAGUGGAUGUGAAGUGUCUAUAUCAGUGUCAUAUAAGAGCAUCAGCAGGAAGGGACGGGGUGAUGAGUGUGUGUUUGGACGUAAUGAUCAGUCCUGGAGUUUGUACUGCACUCCAUCCAGUUACUCAUUCAUACACAAUGACAUAGAGACUAAACUCCCUGUAAAGCCCAUCAGCAGUAGAAUAGGAGUGUAUGUGGAUCACAGUGCAGGAACUCUGUCCUUCUACAGCGUCUCUGGAGACACAAUGAGCCUCAUCCACACAGUCCAGACCACAUUCACUCAACCACUCUAUCCUGGGUUAAGGGUUUAUAGAGGAUCAUCAGUGAUCAUGUUGAUGAAUCAGAAUAGAUUGUAAGCUGCAUGAUAAUUCAGAUGAUCCAAGAUAAGAGGCUUGACAGAGAAAGAUGUUACAAACUUUUAUCCAAUAAACAUCAGGGAUAAACACCAACAGGAAACAUUAACACAAGACAAUGAACAUAAGAUGAUUGUUAGUUCACCCCAAAAUUAAAAUUCUGUCAUUAAUUACUCACCCUCACGUCGUUCCAAACCCGUAAGACUUUCAUUCAUCUUCAGAAGACAAAUGAAGAUAUUUUUGAUGAAAGAAUGCUGUCAGAUUUCCUAACAUAACUGCAUUUGUAACUAUCACUUUGAUGCUUCAAACACUUCAUAAAGAGAUCGGAAAACUAAUCCAUAUGAAUCGAGUGGUUUAUUUCAAAUUUUCUGAAGAGAAUUGAUCACUUCUUAUGAUGAACACAUUUAAUUUAGGCUUUUACUCGCAUGUAAACAUUGAUAAGCAGAAACUCAACCUAACACACCAGAACAAACCUCUUCCGGAAGCUCAAAGUGCUGCGUAACAUAUGAGAAUAUGAGGGAAUAUAGACAGAUUGAAGAGAAUUAAUCAAUCCCACAGUUUAUUGAUCAAUUCCUGUAAAUGAAGGAUCUGAGGAUCAAAAACCUGUGUGUGUAACUUCAACCAUACAUCUAUGUUGUGCUUUAUUUUCUUUGUUUUUAUAUUCAGUAUAAUCAUUUAUCAUCAUCAGUCAUGUAUGUAUUUGUCAUUUGAUUUACACACUUUAUCAUUUCAUCAUUUCAUCAUUUUAUUAUUAUUAUUCAUUUAUUUUUGUAUAUUUUAUGUUACUUAUUUCCUUGUUACUGUAGUUUAAUCUUCUGAUUGUGGGUUUCACAGAAUGUGGCAUGUUUGUCUUCAUGAAUAGGAGAUCAGAGGAAUAUCACAGUUUCAGGGUUUUAUGGGAUGUUGAUGUGAAGCAGUCUGGAAUAAACACACUUGUUGUAUUUGUGCUGGUCAUAUAGUGAUGAGGGGGCCUCAUUUAUAAAAUGUUGCACAGAAACCAUCCUAAAUUUAAUCUUACAAAAUUUCUCAGAUGUGCGUACGUGUGAUUCACAGAAUGACCGUACACACAGAAAACAAGUAUACGCCUCUCUUUCAGAUGUGAAAUCUAUAAAUCGCAAAUGAUCUUGAACUUGCGCGCAGCUAAAUGGUUUCAGUUCUCUGCAUUGUAAAACAACACCUAACUAAUGUCAUUUACAUAUAAAAGAUCACCAGUCAUUGUCCAAAUGCUUUAAUUUAGAAUGGCAAGCUGCAAGAAUAGCUUAGAUUUCCAAAAGCCUGCAGUAAUCUGACAUGUAAAAGAUUGUUUUCAUAAAUAUGAGCGUUGGUGUGGAUUUAAGUGUAAGAUUAAUUUGUGCACACACACUUUAUAAAUGAGGCCCGGGGAGUCUAAAAAAGAGUAGAUUCUUGGACUCUGAAUAGCCGUAGAGUUGGGCUCGACUCUGGCACAGAAAUCCACUCUCAUUGUCGACUGUUUCUGUGUCUGAAAUCUCUCGCUCACUGAUUCUCUGAUCCUAAUAUAGUGCAUGGCAGUCGAGUGCACUAUAUCAGCAAGGAGUGAAGGAAAUGAAGCGAGGAAUUCAGACAGUGACGUAUUACACCAUGUGUCAGAAAGCUGGAGCUGAAACAACUUUGUCACAUACAUUUAUCCUGUAUGCAGCUUACUUUAGAAAUACACUAAAGUUUCUAAAUAAAAGUUUCACUAAAUAAAAGUUUCAAAUUAUUAUGCAACUGACAUAUCAGUCGAAUUUCAGUACAAUAAAC
Molecule: messenger RNA, 3486 nt
Organism: Megalobrama amblycephala (Wuchang bream)
Lineage: Eukaryota; Metazoa; Chordata; Actinopteri; Cypriniformes; Xenocyprididae
Product: tripartite motif-containing protein 16-like
Exons: 6
Coding region: 82-1728 (548 amino acids)
Molecular function (GO): zinc ion binding; protein binding
Source: RefSeq, a predicted model, not a curated record